Messenger RNA from Serpula lacrymans var. lacrymans S7.9, 1782 nucleotides. RefSeq lists its product as uncharacterized. NCBI's taxonomy places the organism in Eukaryota, Fungi, Basidiomycota, Agaricomycetes, Boletales, Serpulaceae. Bases 97 to 1545 code for a protein of 482 amino acids. The transcript has 2 exons. The record is from RefSeq and is a predicted model, not a curated record.
CGUGCACGCCUCGUGCAAGCACAACGGUGACCUCGCUGGGCAAUAAACCAACAAGGUUGUCGAUAACCACCACAGUCCCCCCGAAAUAUAUACGAAAUGGCCUCUAUCAGUGGAUCGCUACUUCGCCAAAGAAUACGCUCCGCUGCCUCUCCACCUGCAAGUGUGAAACUGGGAAAUGGCUCUGACCACGACUACUUCAGCGACGACACUAACGGUCACACUGGGAAUGGAAAGCAACCUUAUGUAGAAAACGGGCACGAUGGCGUCUCUUCAGCUUCCCAGUACGAGUCCGGUAGCGACUCUGGCGAUGACACCACCCCAGGAGCAUCUGUCAUAGGGGAUGCUACUCACAUGGAUGGAAGCGCAGUAUCCACGCCACUUUCUCAUCCAGCAAAAGAUUCAGAUACAAAUGGUGGAAUUGCUCCUGACUCUGGAACACCAAGCAGAAGCUGGAAUGAAUUCGACCUUUCUGUUGUGGUCGCUCUCGUGUCCCCUAUAGGCAAUUGGUUGACAGGAGGAGAUCACGUCAAAAAUCUCUUUCUGAUACUCCUGCUAAUCUUCUAUUUACAUCAAAUCAUCGAAAUUCCUUGGAGUUUGUAUCAUCAAGCGAGACCUCGCCGCCGUCCUCAACCUCUUCCCAAAGACGCUUCCACCGAAGAUCGUUUUCAUAACAUUGCGACUUCCGAGUUGCACCAGCUGGAAUCCUUCUUUCUUGCAACGACCGUGGCAUCACCUCUGUUAGGUGCUAUCCUCCUUCGCGUCGUGAUCACCUCAGUGUCGGGUCCUAGUUCAAUAUCAUGGUUUAGCACGUCUCUCUUUGUACUCGCAACGGGUAUACGGCCCUGGAAACAUGCAGUUGAACGGCUCCGUAAACGAACGUCAGACCUGCAUGACGUUAUCCAUUACCCCGCCUCUCCCAGUCAGGAUAUACAAGCGCAACUGGAGGCUUUGGUAGAACGUGUGGCACAACUAGAAAACGAGGCAAAGGCUGCGAAAGAAGUAGCAAAUGACACGAGAGAUGAGUUGUAUGACCACGUGGAUGAGGCAGUUGAGGGUGUAGAAAAGAUGAUUCGAAAACAAGAGAAGAAAUGGGAUGUUGCACGAAUUGGUCAGGAGCAACAACUGGCGAAGAUCGAGCAGAAUGUAGAGACGCUAUUGGAGAAGAAAGAAAUAGAUGGGGCAGCGAUAAGUUUCAGUAAGACGUCGGCACAUGCCUCGACGCUCUUCUCGGCAGUGGUCGAACAACUCUCACCUAUCCUCCCUUUCUGGAUGGUACCUGAUCCACACAAAGAAAAAUCGCAUCCACCGCGUUCACCCAAAACGAGCCGCUCGCGCAAGGGAUCGCAUCUGGAGACGAUCCCUGAGGGUUCAGUGUUCAACACUAAGCAGUCUAAGCGGCGCCAGUCUCGCUUUCAUGUCCCCGGGCUCAAUCUAGUGCUACGCAUAGGGGACCUCGCUGCCCUGCCCGUGCGCACAAUUGUGCAAUAUCUUCUAUCAGGUCGUAUCUAUACACCUCGUCGGCCGCUUUCAUCAUCAUCGCAGUGAAAAACACGUGUAGUUCCAGCAUUCCUGAUUUGGUCAUAGUUCCUUUGCUAUUUAUCUCAUAGACCGUGGCCUAGCACGUUCGGAUUCACAGCUCGCAUCGUAUUAUAUAUCGCCUUGUUCUGCAAGUCUCAUGAUUCACGAAAUACAUUCUAUAAGUACUGUAUAGCUUGUACUAGAUACACCUUUUGUAACAGCUAUGAGUUGAGUGUUGUGUUCUAUCUUAUCUUUUAUUCUAGU